Messenger RNA from Ogataea haglerorum, 1236 nucleotides. RefSeq lists its product as uncharacterized. The transcript has a single exon. The record is from RefSeq and is a predicted model, not a curated record. Gene Ontology annotation, molecular function: antiporter activity; phosphoenolpyruvate transmembrane transporter activity. Gene Ontology annotation, cellular component: Golgi apparatus; endoplasmic reticulum. Bases 1 to 1236 code for a protein of 411 amino acids. Gene Ontology annotation, biological process: phosphoenolpyruvate transmembrane import into Golgi lumen. NCBI's taxonomy places the organism in Eukaryota, Fungi, Ascomycota, Pichiomycetes, Pichiales, Pichiaceae.
AUGCCUGUGGCUGAAAGUGCCCGCAGGGUGCUAAAAAGCAGCCUAUUCGACAUAAAAGUGGUAUCGCUCUGUUGUUCUUGGUACUUCAUCUCCAGUCUUACUUCGCAGUUGACCAAGCACAUCCUCAAUGAUUUUGACUUCCCCGUAUUUGUGGGCGAGUUUCAGUUCCUGUGCAGUCUAUUACUUGGUCACAUCACUAUCUUUCUUCUCGGGAGAUUCCCGCACUUGAAAUCCGCAAUUUUGGGAAGCUCAAGGUCCGGCACAGGCUUUGUUUUUAAUAGACGAUUACUGAGAGUUUUCUUUCCCAUGGGCACUUUCCAGUUUAUUGGGAAAUUGCUGAGUCUUGCUGCAACUUCAUUAUGUCCCGUGGCAACCGUUUCGUCUAUUAGGGCUUUGGGUCCUCUACUGACGGUUAUGGGAUACCGCAUAUACUACAAGGUCCGCUUUCCAUCUUACACCUACCUGUCUCUCAUUCCCCUGGUCUUAGGCGUCGUUAUCAUCGUUGUAUCGCAGUCCGGAGACAAGGACUCUACAAGGGGUACCAUAUCGGACCCACAACUCAGCAGCCAAGAGGACGGAGAAAAAACCAUGCUGCGAGUAAUGCUCCUGGAAAAGUCCGAUUACCUCAAAGGUAUAGCAUUUGCGUUCGCGUCCGCAGUCAUUUUCGCGGGCCAGUCAAUAUACGCCAAAAACGUUGUCACUCCGUCAUCAUACUCUGGGGCUCGAGAUCCCGGAUCGCUCGCCAUUAGUAGGGGGUCGUCGGCGAAUUCCGAUGUCGAAAAAUAUGCUGCCUCCUCAGAACACCCAAAGCACAAAAGAUCCGGGGAGUACGAAGGUGCUCUUGAGAAGCCAGACAAACUUACAACUCUUAUUUAUUGUGCAACGUAUGGGAUGCUAUACUCGAUUCCUGCGUUCAUCACAUAUGAGUGCUACGAGCUAUUUUUCGGCGUCAGAAAAGUUUCGGAGUCCACAUACGUCCCCAACUACAGCUGCAUACCCUGGACCAUGCUGGUACUGAACGGGAUUAGUCACUUUGGACAAUCAUUGUUGGCUUUUCAUAUUCUUGCUCUGUUGCCCACGGUCACGUACUCGAUCGCCGCGAUGAUGAAAAGAAUAGUCAUUAUCAGUGUAAGCAUGAUCAUUACCGGCAAAAGACUCUCCUUGCUGGAGAUCACCGGACUGGUGCAUGUUGCUAUUGGCCUCUAUUGUUAUGAUCGGUGGGGGUCAAAGCGCUAA